Messenger RNA from Aureobasidium namibiae CBS 147.97, 273 nucleotides. RefSeq lists its product as uncharacterized. The coding region runs from base 1 to 273 and encodes 90 amino acids. NCBI's taxonomy places the organism in Eukaryota, Fungi, Ascomycota, Dothideomycetes, Dothideales, Saccotheciaceae. The transcript is spliced from 2 exons. The record is from RefSeq and is a predicted model, not a curated record.
AUGUCACUCCGUUCGCCCACCUUCCUCAUGGGACUUGCCAACUUGUUCGCUAUUGGCGGAGCCACUUAUCAUCUUCGAAGCCAUCACAUCUACAAUCUCGAAGAGCACGAAGCACGAAUGGACGAGCUCGAAGGAACUUUACGGGGCCACAUUGGACUGAUCGAAGAGUCCCUUGAACGACUGGAAGGCAAGCAGAUUACCAAGGGCCAGAAGACCGAGGAUCUGUACACCAAGCGUGGGCGAGAUGAGAAGCAGGACAAGCAGAAGAAGUGA